AUGAACUUACCAGGGAGGAGGUUCAGUGGCUUCACUACAAAGGGAAAACAUCUGGGAAGUAAAGUAUUUGGGGUCCUACUUGUGCGUCUCUUCCAGGGACAUCCAGGACCACAGGGCUCAGGCGGACCACCUGGAAAACCUGGACCCAGAGGAAGCAAAGGGCCGCCGGGACCCCCUGGCCCAGAUGGGCAACCAGGAGUAAUAGGACUGACUGGGGCUGAUGGGCUGAUAGGACCUGCUGGUGAGAGAGGGGUGAUGGGAUCCGUGGGACCUCCUGGUGAUGAAGGUGCUGUCGGAUUGGAAGGACAACAGGGAAACCCAGGUUCCACAGGCGUGGAGGGCCCACCAGGAAGAAAGGGCGAUCAGGGUGACAAAGGGCCCUGUGGAAAGCCUGGCACUCCUAGCCUCAAAGGGGUCGUCGGGGCUCACGGUGAUAAGGGAUUGUCUGGACCUCCAGGGCCUGACGGCAAAGAGGGAGAUGUUGGUAGUCCCGGUGAGGCCGGUGACCCAGGCCCUAAAGGAGAAAAGGGUGAUGUUGGGCCAAGGGGCUUCUCUGGGAUAGAGGGUCCCUGGGGUGACUCAGGGGAGAGGGGUGAGAAAGCACAGGCUGGAGACAAGGGUCACUUCGGCCUCCUGGGAGAGCCAGGUCUAAUGGGUGGACUAGGUCCAGCAGGACUGAGAGGCCUGAUGGGAUUUCCAGGUCCUCGUGGACUAGCAGGGCCUGACGGACCUCCAGGACCAAAGGUUUCUGUUCCAGUUCAGAUGACAAUGUUUAUUCAAAUCUAUAUAAUUUGA
Molecule: messenger RNA, 795 nt
Organism: Clupea harengus (Atlantic herring)
Lineage: Eukaryota; Metazoa; Chordata; Actinopteri; Clupeiformes; Clupeidae
Product: collagen alpha-1(I) chain-like
Exons: 9
Coding region: 1-795 (264 amino acids)
Cellular component (GO): extracellular matrix
Molecular function (GO): extracellular matrix structural constituent
Source: RefSeq, a predicted model, not a curated record